Funneliformis geosporum is the source of this 318-nucleotide messenger RNA. NCBI's taxonomy places the organism in Eukaryota, Fungi, Glomeromycota, Glomeromycetes, Glomerales, Glomeraceae. The record is from the annotation of a GenBank genome assembly.
AACAUGCAAAAGAAACAUCGCAACCUAUACCAAAAUUCCACUAGUUUACAGAAUCCUUUUGAUAAGAUUAAAGUACCUACUAUAGCUACUAAUAAUCAAGCUGAUUUUGAAGCCGAAUCAGCUGUAAUAAUUGGCAAAACCUGUAAAAAUGUUGAUAGAGAAGAUGCUUUACAAUAUGAUUUGGGAUAUACCGUAGGAAAUGAUGUUUCCGCUAGAAAAUGGCAAGCUGAAUUAAUUAGUUUCUUAAAUCAGGGUACGACAUUACAAGCUGAUUCUUUGAUCUUAACAGAAAAUCCUCAAGGCGUUGGGAUUUACUAG